AUGUCUGGCGUAUGGGGCUGGUUUGGCGGUGGCGCCGCCCAGAAGAAGAAAGACAGCCCCAAGAAUGCCAUCUUGGGCCUCCGGUCCCAGCUGGAGAUGCUGCAGAAGCGCGAGAAGCAUCUCCAGACCCAGAUGGACGAGCAAGAUGCCAUCGCUCGCAAGAACGUGAACACAAAUAAGAACGCUGCCAAGGUCGCCCUGCGGAGGAAGAAGACCCAUGAGCACAGUCUUGAUCAAACGAUAUCCCAGAUAGGAACCUUGGAGCAGCAGAUCAACUCUAUCGAAUCCGCCAACAUCAACAGAGAGACCCUCGCCGCCAUGGAGAGAGCCGGUGACGCCAUGAAGCACAUCCACGGCAAGCUCACGGUGGACAAAGUCGACGAGACCAUGGACAAAUUACGAGAACAGAACGCACUCAGCGAGGAGAUCGUCUCGGCCAUCACGAGCAACCACCUUGGCGAGACAAUGGACGAGGAGGAGCUCGAGGAGGAGCUCGAGGCCCUGCAGCAAGAAGCACUCGACAAGAAGAUGCUGGAGCCGGGCACUGUGCCAGUGUCAGAUGUCGUCCACAGAAUGCCUGCUGUGGCGAACUCGGAAAUCAAAGGAAAGCCCCAAGCAGUGGCGGAAGAGGACGACGAGGAAGCAGAGCUCAGAAAGCUCCAGGCGGAAAUGGCCAUAGGUGGCAAGGAGGCCCUAGGCUGGAAGGUGGCAAUCAUCAUGUUCACGCCACACCUUUGCCGUGUCGCGGGAUCGAUCUUGUCCGCUUCGACAUCAUCACGUCAAGUCACCAUCAGCAAGCACCCUCCUUCGGCCGGCGCCUUUUUCAUCCCUGCUUGGGGCGUUGGCGUUACGAGUUAUGGUGCUCUUCGGGGAAGUACACAUCCAGCAGUCCUGUCUGUUGGUUGA
Messenger RNA from Anthostomella pinea, 906 nucleotides. The record is from the annotation of a GenBank genome assembly. NCBI's taxonomy places the organism in Eukaryota, Fungi, Ascomycota, Sordariomycetes, Xylariales, Xylariaceae.